AUGCUGGAUGGAACCUCGAGAGAAAAUUGGCACUUUCAGCAAAAAGUGGGAACCUCCAAAGACACAAGCAAAACCGAAAACCCCAGAGAGGAAGGAGCGGGAGGAGGAGGAGCGGGAGAAGGAGGAGCGGGAGAAGGAGGAGCGGGAGAAGGAGGAGCGGGAGAAGGAGAAACGGGAGACGUAGAAACGGGAGACGUAGAAGUAGGAGACGGGGGAGUAGGAGACGGGGGAGUGGGAGACGGAGGAGUGGGAAACGGAGGAGUGGGAAACGGAGAAAUGAAAGACAGAGGAGUGGGAAAAGAAGGAAUGGGAGCAAAAGAAACGGGAGACAGAGAAGUGGGAAACAGAGGAGUGGGAGAAGGAGGAGUAGGAAUGGGAGAAGUGGGAGACAGAGAAAUAGAAGACAGAGGAGUGGGAGAAGGAGAAGUAGGAGAAAGAAGAAUGGGAGCGGGAAACGAAGAAGUGGGAGACGGAGGAAUGAGAAAAAGAGGAAUGGGAACAGGAGACAGAAGAAUAGGAAAUAGAAAAGCAAAAGACGGAGAAGUGAAAGAUGGAAAAGUGAAAGAUAGAGAAGUAGAAACGGGAGACGGAGAAGUGGGAGAUGAAUGA
This is a messenger RNA of Botrytis deweyae, 609 nucleotides long. RefSeq lists its product as uncharacterized. The transcript is spliced from 2 exons. Lineage: Eukaryota; Fungi; Ascomycota; Leotiomycetes; Helotiales; Sclerotiniaceae. Bases 1 to 609 code for a protein of 202 amino acids. The record is from RefSeq and is a predicted model, not a curated record.